GAUUCAAGUGAACAUAGGCUAUUGUGUGCUGCAUUUGUAGAACCUGCAACAUUCAUUCGCGAACUUGCACUGCGCACCUCCAAAGUCAUCCGUCAAACUAGGACGAAGUCUUUGGGGGCUUCUGCCCCUUCACUGUGGCAGAAAUGUCUCAGGGCGGGAGCAUCGUGUCUCCAUCUGUCUUUGCCGGGCUCCGCCUUGACAGCACGAGCCCCUUGAGCAUCCAGGAGGCUAUCGAUCAGCUCGAUCAAUACCAGAACCAGGUUCGCAUCAACCUCUUCCGCCUACUCCACCGCCUAGCCAACCAGCCUGGCGAGGCGCUCGAUGAAGCUCUGGGGCAGCUGGCGGCGCAGCCGGACAAAAUUAUCCAGGAGAGCCCCGAGGCGAGCAUCCUGCCGCACAUCGCAACCUACCGGGAGAUCGUGUCCCGCAUCAAGAUCCUCACGGCGGAGGUGAGCCGCAAGCAGGCGGCGGAGGAGGUGCAGAAGCAGGUCGACGAGUUCGAAGAGCGGCUGGCGGCAGGCGGCCUGUCGGACGCCGCCUACUGCUGUGUGCAGCUGGGCAAGACCGCCGCCGAUGCCGAGGAGGAGCUGGCGGAGCGCGAGGCGCGGCAGCAGCAGCAGCAGCAGCAGCAGCAGCAGCAGCAGCAGCAGCAGCAGGCAGGAGGGGAGGGCGGCGGGGCAGGGGCAGGCGAGGAAGCGGAGGAUGGCUCCGAGGCGCCUCCGCGUGUCACGGUGGAGAGCGUGGCUCUGCUGCAGGAGACGGCGGAGCGGUGCGGCGCCAAGCUCAGAGAGGUGUUGGACGCCUGCUGUGAGGAGGUGGUGGUGGUGGAGUCCAGCGCUCCCGGCGGCAGUGGUGGUGUGGUGACGGUGCGCUCGGCCCUGCACGGCGGCGCCACCCGUGUGCCCGACCUGUUCGCGGCACUGCAGGUGCUGGGGCUGCAGGAAACCUACCUGCGCCGUAUCACAGACCGGCUGGUCUCGGGUGCGCUGCAGCCCGUGCUGGCCGCCGCACCCUGCCUCGUCACCGUCACAAGCCCGCCGCAGCCCGGCGGCGCCGCCAUCCUCACCUGGGCGCCCGCGCCGCCGGGGGCGGCGCCGCCGCCGCGGGGCGGCAGCGCCGGCGGCGCGGGCCCCGGCGGGCCGGUUGACGCGGAGCACUGCUGCCAGCACCUGCUGCGGCUGCUGGCCACUGGGCUGCUGGAGUUUGAUGAGGGGCUCAUGGAGGUAUUCGGCGUGCCCUUCUGGCGCGCCGCCGCCGACUGCUACAUCUCAGCCGUGGCGCGGCCCUUCAUCGCCGCCAACGCGGAGGACGUGGACGGCUGCGAGGCGGUGGCGGCGGCGGCGGCGGACCUGGAGGCGUUCGCGGAGAGCCUCAGCUUCGCCAGCGGCGAGGAGCCCUACCUGGCGCCGGCGGUGGAGUCGCUUGCCCGCCACGCGCUGUCCAGCCGCCAGGAGAAGUACCUGGAGCAGGCGCGACGGCUGCUGGUGGGAGACCUGCCCACAGCAGCCGGCAGCCAGGCCAGCAGCGGCGGCGCGGCGGCAGCCGCGGCGGCGGCAACGGCGGCGGGUGCUGCUGGCAGCGCGGAUGCGCACCCGCAGCACCCUCAGCACCAAGAGGCGUCGGCAGGCGGCGCGGCGGCGGGCGGCGCGAGCUGGGAGACGGUGACGGCGGGCGCGCCGCUGGUGGUGGACCAGGAGUACUACAGCCGGCUGGCGGCGGGGGAGCUGCAGGACUGGGAGCUGGCCGACCCGCCCUGCGGCUGCGACACCUCGGGCCCGCUGCUGCCCGGCACCGGCUGCUACCUGGUCACACGCCGCGCGGUGGCGGUGGUGGCGCUCAUCACCGGGCUGCUGGACGACGCGUGCGCGGGCAGCCGGGCUGUGUGCCGCUCCCUGCGCGGCGCUGUCAGCAGCAUUGCGCUGCUGGCGCGCACCCUGCCGCCGCUGGUGUACGGCAGCGGCGGCCCGGGCGGCGGCGGCGGCGGUGGCGAGUCCCUGGGCUCCGUGCCGCAGCUGGGCAUGCUAGCAGCCAACGACCUGCAGCACCUCGCCAACAGCCUGUUGCUGCUGAGUCAGGCGUACGGCGACGCACUGGAGGCGGCGGGCGGCGAGCCGGCGGCGCCGGGGCUGGUGGAGGAGGCUCUGGCGCUGAGGGCGGCGGCGCGGGGCAUCAUGCGCGAUGUGCUGAAGCACCAGCAGUCCGCCAUGGACGACUUGCUGUGUGGCCUGGACCGACUGAGGGGCGUGGGCACCUCGGACGCCAAGGUGGGCAUGCGGCACCGGCGAGUGGUGCAGCAGCUGUUGCACAGCCUGGGCCGGCUGGGGCGGCUGGCCUGCGACACGCUUACGCCCGAGGACUGCGUGGGCGCGGCGGCAGCGGUGCUCAACCACGUGUGCGGGCAGCUGGUGGCGGCGGUGCUGGCCAAGGGGGACCUGGGCCACGACGAGUGCGGCGAGCUGGCGGCCCUGUUGGAGCCGCUGGCUGACGGCGGACUGGACGCGUGGCUGGCGGCGGCGAGGGCGGCGGGAGGCGCCGAGGGCGGCGAAGGAGGCGGCGCGCAGCUGUCCGGCAUACCCCUGUCGGUGGUCUCCGCCGCCGCAACGGCGCGCUGCCACCAGCUGCGUAAGCUGCGGUGCCUGCUGCGCGUGCUGGGUUCAGACACGCUGUCUGCCAUCGCGUCCGACUGGGAUCGCGGCUACCUGUCGGCAUUGGCAGCUCCGGAGCUGGAGGCGCUGCUGCUGGCCAUCAGCGAGGACAGCCCCAACAGGCGCGCGCUGCUGGCGAAGCUGCAGGCAGCUGCGUAAUGGCGCGGCGUGAGGAGGGCGGGAGGGGCGGGGCGGGGGGGGGUCGUUUGGGUGGAUGGGGGAGGCGGACUGGAGGAGUGGGGGCCAGCCAGGCGGGGGACAGGCCUUUGGGGGGUGGCGCGUGCGCCGUUGGAAAAGGUGUGUGUCAAGUGUGGAGGGUGGUUGACGGCGCCGAGGUAGGGCAGUACCCAAUUAGUUGAUUUCUUUAGAUUUUGGGUCGAUGUGUACCAGGUGGAGGACGUGCGAAUGGAGGGGAGGGGAGCCUGGCGGCGCCACACCAGCCCAAUAAAAUGCACGCAUCGGCCUGGGUGGCCUGGGGUUCUGGAAGGCCCGAUGCAGGCC
Messenger RNA from Chlamydomonas reinhardtii, 3146 nucleotides. RefSeq lists its product as uncharacterized. Lineage: Eukaryota; Viridiplantae; Chlorophyta; Chlorophyceae; Chlamydomonadales; Chlamydomonadaceae. The transcript has 16 exons. Bases 144 to 2804 code for a protein of 886 amino acids. Gene Ontology annotation, cellular component: RZZ complex. The record is from RefSeq and is a predicted model, not a curated record. Gene Ontology annotation, biological process: mitotic spindle assembly checkpoint signaling; endoplasmic reticulum to Golgi vesicle-mediated transport.